GCUUGUUUUGUUUGUUUCUUCUUUUUCGAAUUUUAUUAAUUAACCAAAGCAUGUGGUGAUCACCCGCGUGUACCGUUAUUAACAUUCUCCUGUUUUCUUAAUUACUAAAUAACGUUCCGCUAACAAGGAAGUCCUAAUUCUUUUUAUUUUCGCCGGUAUAAUACAAACAUUACAUAAUGGACACCAGUUCCUUGCAUGAAUCCCAGCUAAUUGGUAUUGGCAACCCUCUCUUGGACAUUUCGGCCACAGUUGACGAGGAACUCCUCAAGAAGUAUGACAUGCACCCUGAUGAUGCAAUUAUGGCAGAGCCAAAGCAUAUGCCAUUGUAUAAAGAACUGGUUGAAAGAUAUAAAGCUGAAUUUAUCGCCGGCGGCAGUGCACAGAAUACGUUGCGUGUGGCCCAAUGGAUUCUGAAGAAGCCUAACGUUUGCACGUACUUCGGCUGUGUAGGGGAUGAUGACUACGCCACUAUCCUGAGGGAAAGAGCCAUUGCAGAUGGUGUAACAGUCCGGUACCAGGUGACGAGUGAAGAGCCGACUGGAACGUGUGCGGUGCUGGUCACUGGGACACACAGGUCCCUGUGCGCCAACUUGGCGGCUGCGCAGAAGUUCACCGCAGACCACCUAUCAAAACCUGACUGCAGGAAGAGUAUCGAGGCAGCCCGCAUCUUUUACGCUACAGGCUUCUUCGUGGCAGUAUCCCCGGAGUCGAUGCAACAGUUGGCGACUCACGCGCACACAAACAAACUCACAUUCAUCAUGAAUCUCAGCGCGCCGUUCGUGUCGCAAUUCUUCAAGGAGCCCCUCGAGAAGCUGCUGCCGUACGUCGACGUGCUAUUUGGAAAUGAAUCGGAAGCGGACGCUUUCGCCAAAGCGUUCAAUAUUAACGAAACCAGUCUAGAAGAGAUCGCGUUGCACAUAGCGGCUGCUCCAAAACUGAACAAGGAUAGAGAGCGAGUCGUGGUCGUCACCCAGGGUAAGGAUCCUGUCAUACUAGUAGAGAAAGGUAGAGUCAACCUAAUACCAGUUAGUGUACUCUCCAGGGAUCAGAUAGUGGAUACAAACGGCGCCGGAGACGCCUUCACAGGCGGGUUCCUAAGCCAGAUGGUGUUGGGGAAACCGUUUACGACCUGUGUUAAGUGCGGCAUAUACGCCGCAACUCAUAUAAUACAGCAUUCAGGGUGCACAUUUAGUGGCGAGAGUGAUUUUAGAGAUAGCUAAGUUGAGUGUUGACAUCGACAAUAAUGUAAGGGUAUCGGAUUCGAUUAGUUCACAUAGAAAGGCAAAAUUGACAUAUAUCAAAUCAAAUUUA
This is a messenger RNA of Achroia grisella, 1311 nucleotides long. RefSeq lists its product as uncharacterized. Bases 177 to 1220 code for a protein of 347 amino acids. Gene Ontology annotation, biological process: purine ribonucleoside salvage. The record is from RefSeq and is a predicted model, not a curated record. The transcript has 6 exons. Lineage: Eukaryota; Metazoa; Arthropoda; Insecta; Lepidoptera; Pyralidae. Gene Ontology annotation, cellular component: nucleus; cytosol. Gene Ontology annotation, molecular function: adenosine kinase activity.